Camelina sativa (false flax) is the source of this 1688-nucleotide messenger RNA. Its product is annotated as KRR1 small subunit processome component homolog. Gene Ontology annotation, molecular function: RNA binding. Lineage: Eukaryota; Viridiplantae; Streptophyta; Magnoliopsida; Brassicales; Brassicaceae. The record is from RefSeq and is a predicted model, not a curated record. Gene Ontology annotation, cellular component: nucleolus; small-subunit processome.
CAGUGGACCACUUGCAACAUAGCGGAAUCCUAUUGAUUCUCCGUAUGUUUUCCAGAAAUCAAACUUCUCAGGUGUGACAUACUCUUUCACAGUCAGAUGCAAUAGAGUUGGCUGCAUUGUAUAACAAAAGAAAGGUUUUUUUAAUCAUCGAUGUUCUUUGGAAUUUGAGCUAUUUCUGUGUUGAUUUCGUAGGAAUCGUCUGAAAUAUGUUUUAAGUAAUGAUUUUACCUGUAAAUAAAUACUGGCCCUGUGAAUGUCAACAUCUAUUGCUCUUAAAUCAGCCUUCACAUUCGGAUCUCUCCCUGUGAAUGGACCCAUCUUCGGUAGUUGCAACUACUAAGACUAGGACUACUAUAUGUCUACACCAUACUUAGUCUCUUGUUAUUGAUUGCUAACUACACUAACCACAACUUGUAGUUUCCCAUUUAAACCCGACCCUUAACACAGACCAUCACACUUUCACACUUUGAUCUUUCACAUUUAAACCCUUCUUCUCUCUCCUUUGAUCUUUGAUCUUUCAUUCCACUUUCACACUUAAAUCCUACUGGGGUUUUAAGUGAGCAUUUGAUAUCUUUUGGUAAUAUGAGAGUCAGAUUUGAUAUCUUUUUGUAACGAGAGUCAGCUUUCUCCGCAAAAUCUUUUUCGUUGUGUUAUGGUGGCAUGGAAGUUGGGGGUGGUGCUAUGGUACCAUUGGAGGACAAACCUCAAAUAACAAUGCUUCGCCGCCGUCAAGAGAGGAGGAGGAAGUAACUGAUUGUUUACAAUGGCGAAUAUGGAAGAGAUUGAGCACGAGGAGCAGAAUAUCGAGAAAAGGGUGCCGAAGCCAUGGGACGAAGACCCAAACAUCGACCGUUGGACUGUCGAGAAGUUCGACCCGGCAUGGAAUCCCACAGGCAUGCUCUCUUCUACCGACUUCACCACACUCUUUCCUCAAUACAGAAAGAAGUAUCUUCAGGAUUGCUGGCCUAGAAUCGAAUCCGCUCUCAAGGAAUAUGGUCUCGCCUGCGAGCUCAACCUGGUUAAAGGUUCUAUGACUGUUAAAACGACGAUGAAGACAAGAGAUCCGUUCAUUGUUAUCAAAGCUAGGGAUUUGAUUAAGCUUCUUUCCAGAAGUGUCCCUGCUCCUCAGGCUAUUAAGAUUCUAGACGAUGAGGUGCAAUGUGAUAUCAUCAAGAUUCGUAACUUGGUUCGGAAUAAGGAAAGAUUUGUUAGAAGAAGGCAGCGACUUGUGGGUCCUAAUUCCUCUACCUUGAAGACGCUGGAAAUAUUAACCAGCUGUUACAUUCUAGUUCAGGGAAGUACUGUAGCCGCAAUGGGUUCAUGGAAAGGUCUCAAACAAAUCAGAAAGAUUGUGGAAGACUGCAUACAGAAUCAAAUGCGUCCUUCAUACCAUAUAAAGGCACUCUUGAUCAAAAAGGAACUGAUGAAGGAUCCAGCUCUUGCAGAGCAUAACCACUAGUCAUCUGCGCCGGGAAAAGGAAAAAAAUCGCCGGUGACAGAGCGUAAACCAAAAAAGAUUGAUCGAUUUAGCGCCUCAUCUAUUUAUAUAAGAUGCUUAAUUUAAUUUAGGUGAUUACUAAGAGGAUGUGCAUUGGUGGGAGACUGAUUGAGUCUCUUAGUAAUAUUACUAAGACUAAGAAACGAACAGGGCCAUAAUAUUAACUUUCUACGAACAGGGCCAUAAUAUU